UAUCGAUCGCCAUCUUGAUGCUCUUUUCUCAUCGAAAGACGUUUUUAAAUUCGUGUUUUACUAGUUUAAUUCAGUUUUUAAUUGCAUUCUACAACUUUUCAUUACUUUUGGCACAAAAUUCAGAAGAGACUCAAACAGAGGGAUCAAUAGGGACUACUACUGUGGUGAAGAUUGAAAGUGAUGCAAUUUGGUGUCCAACACAUCGAGUUGGAAAUCAAUGUCCUGAAGAAACUCUUUUAUCUUUUUACAAAUGUUGUGGUCAUUUAAACAAAGAAUGUUGCUUUCAUCUGAGAGUCUGGAUUGUCAUAAUGAUAAUUGUUCUUCCAAUCUGUCUCGUUCUUCCUGCAUCCACUUUCCUAAUCCGCCGAAUUUUGUGCUCCUCAAGUCAACAACCAACCGGAAGAGCCCCUUCAGCAGCGGAUCGUGUUCGUCAACUAGCUGCAGAAGAUUCAACAACUUUUAGAAGAGAUUCUGAUGAUAUGGUUAUGUUGUAAUUUGUCCUCUCUACAUAAGAUUAUGAACAUUUAAUUAGAAA
Molecule: messenger RNA, 535 nt
Organism: Caenorhabditis elegans
Lineage: Eukaryota; Metazoa; Nematoda; Chromadorea; Rhabditida; Rhabditidae
Gene: F42C5.6
Product: DUF2650 domain-containing protein
Exons: 3
Coding region: 18-494 (158 amino acids)
Source: RefSeq, marked reviewed